UAUCGUAACGAAUUGCGCUCGUUUUGUUUUUAUUUUGGAAGUUCUCGUUGUUGCGAAACCAACCGUUGGGUGCUCAAUUUCUUCAGGGAAAUGGUGAUAAGUGGAAAAGCCUUAAUUGCGAGUUCGAAGUGAUCGAAGUAGUUUACUGACUAUUAUAGUGCCUAUAGUGACCAUGUGAUUGAGUGCAGGAAUUCAUAAGAAGUACUCACGUGAAUUUAUGACGGUACUUAGCUUAUCGGCUCACACUUCGUAGCUCAUGGUUGCCAUUGGAUUAGUCAAGCAAAGUGUAUUCCAGGAGAUUUUGGUCAGUUCCCAUUCAAUCAAACUCGUAGAUAGUCCAGUUCGGUUGUCUCAUUCAUAAAACAAAUACGGCCUAGUCAAGAGUGAUGGUCUCCCCGAUAUUUACUAUAAAGAUUUUCGCGGUGUUAAGCCUGGUCUUGAUUGCAGAAACGCUGCAGAUUGAUAACGGAGACGAAUUCGAGUCAUAUGGAUGUGAUGCUGACCGAAAAUUACCUGAUCAACCAGAUAUCGUGGGUUUUCCAGUAAUAAAAAAGUGUUGUCGUGAUAAUGAGAAUUUACGCAUUGCUAAUACCACGGUGGAGAGUUUCAGUUGCCAUCGGCAUGAUUAUCCCAUAUACGUGAAUUAUUCUAUCGUUGAGUUGUAUGAAGAUUGUAUUUGGUUCCGGAAUCGAAGUGGUGGUGAAAUCGAGUUGCAAAGCGUAGAGAAGCCUCCAAAUCAUGAGUAUUUUCCAUGUAUGUACUACGGAGACGUUUUCGGCUCCCAUAUAAUACAAAAUGGGUCCUUAUUGGUCGUAAAGACUUACGGUGCCUUCAUGUACCGACUGAAUAAUGAUUAUUGCUUGGACGCUGAUGCAUACACCGGUGCCUAUAUGGUCUGCCACUACGUCAAUGAGACGUCACUUGCUGCAAGUCAGGAGUUGAAAAUAGACCGCCAUGCUAACAUCAUUCAAAAGUUCUUCACAAUUAUAUCAAUUCCUUGCUUCAUAGGCAUCGGAUUGCUUUACAUUUUCAUCAAGGAAUUCCGCAAUUUGCAUGGAGUAUGCGUGAUUUCAAUGGCCUGUUUUUUGACCGUCGAAUUCGUCCUUAGAAGCGUGUUCAACAAUAUGAAAGAAAAGGAAGCGAUUCCUUUAGGCCAUACUGUUCAGUAUUUCGAUUUGGCUAAUCAUUUCUGGAUGUUGGUCCUGUUCACUAAUACCAUGUUGUUUCUGUGGAUUUACCUUCCUUAUAAGCAUAUAGAAUGGCGACCGUUUGGAAUAUGCAGUUACGGAAUGUUCUUUGUAGCAUGUAUGGUUUUGCCAACAAUUGUGUCAAGCCGACUGGAAGAAGAUGAAAUAAUAACCAUGAUAGACUUCCUAACAACCCCUAAAACAACAAUUGUCCUUGUAUGCAUUUUGUUAAUCAUAAUAAUCUUCGUGGGUGCAAAUCGAUUAACGGCGUUAAUCAGGAAUGAGAUUUUCCAAAAAUAUAUUGAAAACUCAAUAAUAGACGAUCAUGAAAUUGAAAUGCGAGGACAUCACUACCAGUUGGAGGACGUCCAAACGAGGUUGACAUGUCUAACCUCCUUGAUAGGUUUAAUGGUUAUUAUGCGGAUAUUCCACAUUCCAGGCCACAGGCACUUAGUUAUCUUGCGGGAGACGUUAAAAAGUUUACAAGGAAUCGUUUUUGUAUUAAUAUUUAUUGUGUUAAGAUAUAAAGAAAUACGGAACUUUGUAUGGCGCCGUUUGAAGAAAUAGCUUUCUAAGAUAAAAUGUCGGGUUAGAUUAUUUAAAAUUUAGUUAAACAUCCAUGAUCUCAGUAAAUUGAGAAUGAUUGCCAAAAUUGAAUAAUCAUUUUCAGUUUAAAUAUAAAUGUGUAUGUACAAUGUAUAGUAUGAACCGCUUUAUCUUUCUAUUGUUAAAAUAUGUACUUUUU
Hermetia illucens (black soldier fly) is the source of this 1932-nucleotide messenger RNA. RefSeq names its product probable G-protein coupled receptor Mth-like 14. The transcript has 7 exons. The record is from RefSeq and is a predicted model, not a curated record. Lineage: Eukaryota; Metazoa; Arthropoda; Insecta; Diptera; Stratiomyidae. Bases 387 to 1754 code for a protein of 455 amino acids.